GCUCUCAUCUCUGAGUCUGAUAGCCAGAGAGGGAGUGCUUUGGGAGUGACAUGGGAAAAUGUGAAAAUGUGCACUGUAGCUGAAGUUCAGGAGGUGAGCCACGCUCGGAAAGGACCAGCUCUUUCCAGGGGCAAUGGGGAGUUCUGUCCCACUAUCUUCAACUUGGACCAGGCUGUAUUUUCUUUUCCUGGUCAGAAAACAGCAGCGGGGCUCAUCUUCCACACAGUGUUGUGCAGCAGCCCUUGAAGCCAAAAGCAGCUUUGCUUGUGUGGGAUGUUGAAGUUAAUGGAGAAAUCCAAAAACGGCAGGAAGAAAAAUCUCACAACAGCUCUGCAAUGGCGAGGAGACGGGCUCCCCAGCGGCGAUGGCGCCGCCCAGAGACGCCGGCAGCCUCUGCUGAGCGGGACUCCCAGGUGGUGCUGGAGGCCCAGGUGGCCGGGGCCGGCCUCAACAUGGCCAGCGGGGCAUCCAUGAGCAGCAGCCACCGCGCCAGGGACAACGCUGGGAUCAUCUCCCGCAUCACUUGUUACCUGGCGAUGGCCAUUAUCUUCCUGCGGAGACUCAUCAGCACCUGUGUCUCCGCCAUGCAAAAGAUGCCCCAGAAGAAAAAAAGGCUCUGGAAAGUCCUCUUCUGCAUCUCUGCCACUCUUGCUGCUGUCUACUGCUGGGGCUGGCUGUCAGUGGGGACAUUACGGGCCGGGGAAGCACCACAGGAGCUGCCAGAGCAGUCUGCAGUGGAGACGAACCCCUUGCAGAACUCGCUUGCUUUGUUGAGGCAGCAAGUCCACAAGACGCAGCUUCUGUGGGAGCAGGUGGCUCGCCUGAGUGCCGAGAUCAGCAGUGUGAAGAAGGAAGUUCAGCAGCUGAGAGAGGCAAUGCCCGAGACCGCUCUGCAGGACUAUGCCCACAUGUCCGACAGGGCCCUCAGAAGCUCAGGUGCCACCAUCGACAUCCGGAGAACGUCCAAGAGCUACGAGGGGCCAGAGCAUGGGCUCUGCAGGGCUCUGUGGUUGCUCUGCUCUGCUGCAAACCCUCCACAAACAAUUCUGCAGCCAGACGUGACUCCCGGACAGUGCUGGCCUUUCCAAGGGUCUCGGGGGCAGGUGGUCAUUCGGAUGCCUGCACCCAUCCAGCCAACCGCUGUCACCGUGCAGCACAUCUACAAAGCAGUCUCUCCGUCCGGGACCGUCAGCAGCGCCCCCCGACAUUUCACUGUCUCGGGAGUGGACGAGGAGGCGGAAGAAGAAACUCUCCUUGGGACAUUCAUGUACGACGUGGAAAAAGAGGCCAUGCAGACCUUCCCUCUCAAGCAGGAGCUUUCCAGAGCCUUUCAAUACAUAAAACUUUUUGUGCGGAGCAACUGGGGAAACACGGAGUUCACCUGCAUUUACCGCGUGCAGGUUCACGGGAAGGUGGCGAGCCAGACCUCCUCUCCGCAACCCGAAGACAUGAGGAGACCUCUUCUUAAUAAGAAAUAAAAAGAGGAAAACAAGCAAAGGCAGGCCCAGG
Messenger RNA from Dromaius novaehollandiae (emu), 1509 nucleotides. Its product is annotated as sperm-associated antigen 4 protein-like. Bases 336 to 1478 code for a protein of 380 amino acids. NCBI's taxonomy places the organism in Eukaryota, Metazoa, Chordata, Aves, Casuariiformes, Dromaiidae. Gene Ontology annotation, molecular function: protein-membrane adaptor activity. Gene Ontology annotation, cellular component: meiotic nuclear membrane microtubule tethering complex; nuclear envelope. The record is from RefSeq and is a predicted model, not a curated record. The transcript is spliced from 13 exons.